UUCGUGUGUAUAUACAUAUAACAUUAUGGUACAUAAAAUAUUUUGGCAACGAAUUGUUCUCGGCCUUGAUAACGUAUAGCGCGCUAUUAUUUACAUGGCACGAUCUUGUUAUUAUUUCGUUCGGCGAUAUUCGAAACAGUAAAAUACAGACAUUUAAAGUUAAAUAUAUUUCGAUACUUUAAAUUUUUCGCCAAUUAAAUGUAAUUUGCUAUUCAGAUUGAAACCUAAUAAAACAUAAUAAAACUUAAAUCCAUUAAUUAUUAAUAUUUAUAUUUAUUAAUAUUGAUUAUUCAAUUUUUCACUGUAACUCGUUUUCGAUUAUCUUCACUCAACUUCAGUUGAAUCUGGAAUUUUUGGCAGAUCAUUACACGAGGAAAAGAAAAUUUCUGAUCCGUCAUUUCUUGGUGUUAUUUGAAUACGAUUUUAAUAUUUAAAUCAAGUUUUCAUUUAAAAUUUCUUUAUUGUAAUAACAAUAAUUAUGUAUCUGAUAUAUCGCUUUUUUACCAGUGUAAUUUUUGCGAUAAUAAAUGCGGCUAUCGUGUUGUACAUGUGUCAACGCGUAAGUUGCAAUGAUUUUUAUAUUUACAUAAAAUUUCUGAAAUAUAAGAAAAUAUUAUGUAUAUUAUAUAAUCUUUUAUCGAGAGAAGAAUUGAGAUUUAGAUUUACUUUAUUUCCAAAAAUAAGGAAAGGAUGUAAUAAAGGAAAUAUAUUUUUUUAAAUUGCAUAUUUUAAUUGCAAUGGAUAAAUUUACUUAAUAAAUUCUUGGUUAUAUAUAGAAAGUAUAUGUAAAUAAUGUGACAUUUUUCAGUUUUUCCGAGUGAUGAGAGCACAUUAUCAGAUUAUGGCUGAAGCUGAGAGAUUCAAUUCGAUCAUUUCCGAAUCACGCGCGAGCCUCGAUUAUAUUAGCUCGAAGGUAUCCCAGGGAAUGGAUCAGAUGAAGGAGGACAUCGCCAAAGAAUUAUCCAUUACCGAUCAUUUAACGAAGCUUAGUUCGAAAAUAGGAUUGCUGCUGCAACGUUAUUCCGAGCUGGAGGAAGGAUUGAUCGAGCUGGUGCGAAUGGAUCACAAUACCAAGAACGUACGGAUCGAGACACCAGCUGACAUCAACGAGGAAGUCAAGAGCAUUCUCAUGACGACGAGGAAGAAACAAUCUCAACAGCAGCAGCAGCAACAAUCUGACCGUCCGCGAACGCAGAAGAAAUUGCGGAUAUCGACGAAUACUUCCAUAGGAUUAAAGGAACCACAUAAUCCAAUCGCGGGUUCAAAGUUCCUCGCGUCGCAGUCGUAUGAUAUUACCGAUCUCUCGAACGUAACAACGUCCGAGAAACAGGAGAGACCGCGUACGCCCGCUUAUCCGGAAGUCCAAUUGUUGAACGAUCCGAGACCGGUGGAAACUUAUGCAAAACCCAUUGGCUUUCGGCCGCCCUGGAAAUGCGAAACUUAAAAUGAUCAUCGGAUAAAUUUGUUUCGUAAUCUUUCGGUUUCUUUUCUUGGUGAUUGUCUAC
Molecule: messenger RNA, 1505 nt
Organism: Formica exsecta
Lineage: Eukaryota; Metazoa; Arthropoda; Insecta; Hymenoptera; Formicidae
Exons: 4
Coding region: 821-1444 (207 amino acids)
Source: RefSeq, a predicted model, not a curated record